UGGCGGAGCGGGGCGCUGAGGAGAGGGACUGAAGGAGAAGUGGCUGCUGCUGGGUGUGCGGGCGCGAUGCAGACCCUGAAGCCGAAGCCGAAGCAUCGCCCCUUCUGCUUCAGCGUGAAAGGCCACGUGAAGAUGCUGCGGCUGGCACUAACUGUGACAUCUAUGACCUUUUUUAUCAUCGCACAAGCCCCUGAACCGUACAUUGUUAUCACUGGAUUUGAAGUCACCAUUAUUUUAUUUUUCAUAAUUUUAUAUAUGCUCAGACUUGAUCGAUUAAUUGACUGUUUAUUUUGGCCUUUGCUUGAUAUUAUCAACUCACUAGUAACAGCAGUAUUCCUGAUAAUCAUAUCUGUGUUGGCAGUGAUGCCAGAAACCACAACAUUUACAGUCCUUGGAGGGGUGUUUGGACUCUUGGCAGCAGUGUGCUGUAUGGCCGACGGGGCCCUUAUUUACCGGAAGCUUCUGUUUAAUCCAAGCGGUCCUUAUCAGAAAAGUGCUAUUCAUGACAAAAUAUAAAUUUUGUAAUUUUAUAUUCCUUUUUAGUUGAUGUUAAG
Molecule: messenger RNA, 554 nt
Organism: Ceratotherium simum simum (southern white rhinoceros)
Lineage: Eukaryota; Metazoa; Chordata; Mammalia; Perissodactyla; Rhinocerotidae
Gene: CKLF
Product: chemokine like factor
Cellular component (GO): membrane
Source: RefSeq, a predicted model, not a curated record